Knipowitschia caucasica is the source of this 1011-nucleotide messenger RNA. NCBI's taxonomy places the organism in Eukaryota, Metazoa, Chordata, Actinopteri, Gobiiformes, Gobiidae. The record is from the annotation of a GenBank genome assembly.
AUGAGUUGGGGGGUGUAUUUGUUGUUGAUUUUUGUUUGUGGUUUGUUUGUGGUGUUUGUUUGGUUAUUAUGGUGUUGGGGGGGGGUGGAGUUGUAUGUUUGGGGGGGGGGGGGGGGUUUGUGUGGGGUGGUUUGUUGUGAUAGGGGAGGGGUGGUGGUAGUGGGUGAGGAGGGGGGGGAUUUUGGGGUGUGGAGGGGUGGUGUGGUGGUGGUGAUGGGGUGGUGGGGUGUGGAUGGUUGUGUGAUUGUGGAGGGUUGUUUGUUGUGGUGUUUUUGGGGUUUGGGUUUGGGGGGGUGGGUUUGUGUUGGUGUUUGUUGGUUGUUGUUGGUGUGUGGUGUGGUGUUGGUGGGUGGGUGGUGUUGUGGGGUUUGGUGUUGUGGGGGGUUUGGGGUUGUGUUGUGUGUUGUGGGUUGUGUUGUGUUGGUGGGGGUUGUGGUUAGGGUGGGUUGUGGGGGGUGGGGGGGGGUUGGUGGUGGGGGUUGUUAUGGUGGGUUUGGGUUUUGGGAGUUUGUGGAUUUGGGUUUAUUGGUUUGGUGUGUAUUGUUGUGGGUUGGGUAUGGUGGGUGGGGGGUUGUUGUUUGUGUUUGUUUUGUUGGAGUGUUUUUGGUGGGGGUUUGGUGUGGUUGUUUUUGUUGGUUUGGUUGGUUGUUUUGUUGGGUGUUGUUGGGGGGGAGUUUGGUGGUAGGUGUUGGGGUUGUAUUUGUGGGGGGUUGGGUUUGGGUGGUUGUAUUUGUUGGGUUUGUUUUUGGUGUGUUUGUUGUGAGUUUGGUAUUAUGUAGGUUUGGGUAUUUUUAUAUGGGUGGUUUUUGUUGGUGGGUUUGGGUGGUUGUGUUUUGUGGGGUGUAUGAGUGGUGGUUUUUUUUGUUUGUGUUGGUGGUGUGUGGUGGUUUGGUGGGGGUAUGUUUUGGUGGGGAGUUGUUGGGGUGGUGGGGUGGGGGUGUGUUUGGUGUUUAUUUUUGGUUUAUGGUGGGGGUAAGGUGUGGGUGUUGGAGUUUGGGGGGUUGGGUGUGA